Xenopus tropicalis (tropical clawed frog) is the source of this 4319-nucleotide messenger RNA. RefSeq names its product G protein-coupled receptor 158 (gene gpr158). Gene Ontology annotation, molecular function: G protein-coupled receptor activity. The coding region runs from base 223 to 4098 and encodes 1291 amino acids. Gene Ontology annotation, biological process: G protein-coupled receptor signaling pathway. Lineage: Eukaryota; Metazoa; Chordata; Amphibia; Anura; Pipidae. The record is from RefSeq and is a predicted model, not a curated record. The transcript has 11 exons. Gene Ontology annotation, cellular component: neuron projection; postsynaptic membrane; membrane.
AUGUAAUCAAGGUCCUUUCGGAGGAGAGGAAUUAGCUGCUGCCGAGUUACGAGUGAUGCGAUGCGAUCGGAUCCGUCAUCCAAUCGCAUCGCAUUCUCCCCCGAAUUCCACUCUGAUUUUACCGUUGCAGCCGGGAGGAUCGGGCUCCUGUAACCGGGCGGGCCCUGGGCAAGUGCCUGGGGCGGGUAUCGGGCUGGGUGCCACCGCGGCUGCAGGAGGAUCAUGGCUUGUAGCGUCUCCCUCUCGGCUUGGCUGCUUUGUGUGGGGCUGGUCGCUGCCUCUCGCCGAGACAGCCUGGAAGGGCGCACAGCCGCUCACCCACAGCAGCACUUCCCAGGCAGGUAUCCCAUCUACAGCAGCCCUAGCAACCCGCAGCAUUCCGCUUUAUGGAUUCAAACUACAGAGAGUGCCCCCCUGGCACAGACCCUGGCACAGGAUUUACCCAAACAUGUGGCUUCCUUUCUGUACAAGGGGGCUGCUGGGGAGCUGAAGGCAGCCUUGUGUUCCCAGAGCUAUGAGCUGAGCAGCCUGCCAGGGGCAUCUCCUGGGCACCCCACCUUGCUCAGGGCUGUGGAUAUUCUUCUUCAUGGCACCAACUUUUUAAACAUGAUGUUACAAAGCAAUAAGUCCAGAGAGCACAACUGGGAGAGAGACGUGGAGUGGUAUUACGCCUUGAUAAAAAGUAUCCUAGAAGGGGAACCCGCCAUAUUCAGGUCGGCCGUCGCCUUCAACGUGGAGCCCUCGUCCCACGUCCCUCAGGUGUUCCUCCGAGCCACCCGAGAGGAAGGCAAGAUACAUCUUCAAGAUCUGUCAGCGUCGGCCCAUGGCCCGGGCAAUGCCACGUGGGAACACGACUGGCUUCACACCUUCAAACACAGGUCGAGGCCCCACCUGCACAAGAGGCUUCUGCACGGUGCUAAAACUUUCGACGACGGUUGGAAGAAAGGGAAUAGCUACGUUACGGACAGGAGUCACGUUAAAUGGUCCUCGCCCUAUUUGGAGUGCGAAAAUGGGAAAUACCGCCCUCACUGGCUACUCAGCCUCUCGGCUGCGUUUUAUGGUCUAAAGCCGAACCUUGUCCGAGAAUUCAGGGGCGUUCUAAAAGUGGAUGUAAACCUUCAAAACAUCGACAUUGACCAGUGCUCAAACGAAGGCUGGUUUUCUGGAACGCACAGAUGCCAGCACAACAGCUCAAAGUGUAUACCAACGAAAGGUCUUGGAUUUGUUCUCGGAGCCUACAAAUGCACUUGCAAGGCUGGUUUCUAUUAUCCCCAUGGCAUGUUUUCAGAGAACGGCUUUCAAAGGCCGAACAUGGUUAAUCAUUUUCCAAGAGGAGAAAUAUCUGAGGAAGAAUAUAAGUGUCUUCCCUGCAGGGAAGGAUGUUCUAACUGCACAGAUGAUGCUCCCUGCUAUGCACAAGAGGACAAGUAUUUACGGAUUGCUAUCAUCUCCUUCCAAGCUUUCUGUAUGCUCUUGGACUUUAUAAGCAUGCUAGUAGUUUACAGCUUUCGCAGAGCAAAGAGUGUUAGAGCAUCAGGACUGGUUCUGUUGGAAGUCAUUCUUUUUGGGUCACUUCUCCUAUACUUCCCAGUCGUCAUAUUAUAUUUUGAACCCAGCACUUUUCGAUGCAUACUUCUCAGAUGGGUUCGACUUUUGGGCUAUGCAACCGUCUAUGGAACAGUGACACUCAAGCUAUACAGGGUGCUGAAGGUGUUUCUGUCUCGGACUGCCCAGCGCAUUCCCUACAUGACAAGCGGCAGAGUUAUCCGGAUGCUGUCUGUCAUUCUUUUAUUAGUUCUGUGGUUUCUGGUAGCCUGGACUUCAGCAGUGUGCCAGAACAUGGAUAGAAACAUUCCAUUAAUUGUUCAAGGAGAAACAUCAGAUAACCUACAAUUUAAAAUGUGUCUUAUAGACCGCUGGGAUUAUAUGAUGGCUGUUGCUGAAUUUCUUUUCCUCCUGUGGGGGGUGUACCUCUGUUAUGCAGUUCGGACAGUUCCAUCUGCUUUUCAUGAGCCCCGUUACAUGGCUUUUGCAGUCCACAAUGAGCUUAUUUUCUCAGCACUAUUCCAUACCAUAAGGUUUGUUCUUGCAUCAAAACUUCAACCAGACUGGAUGCUGAUGCUGUUUUUUGUACACACUCACCUGACUGUGACCGUAACAGUCGGACUGCUGCUUAUACCUAAGUUUUCACGGUCACACAACAACCCCAGAGAUGACAUAGCAGCCGAGGCAUAUGAAGAUGAAUUAGACUUGGGCAGAUCUGGCUCAUAUCUCAAUAGCAGUAUCACUUCUGCAUGGAGUGAACAUAGCUUGGAUCCUGAAGAUAUAAGGGAAGAACUUAAAAAACUAUACACCCAACUGGAGAUCUAUAAGAGGAAGAAAAUGAUUGCAAAUAACCCUCAUCUUCAGAAAAAGAGGUGUUCCAAGAAAGGACUGGGGAGAUCAAUUAUGAGGCGAAUUACAGAGAUACCAGACUCCGUUAGCAGACAGUGUUCAAAAGAGGAAAAAGACACUACAGAUCAUGGCAACCCCAAAAACAAUGUUGGCAGCAGUAAAAAACAUCCUCAAGAAUCUGUAACGCAUAAUGCGAAAUCAAAGGAGGAACCCUCAAAACAUAAACUGUAUUCUAUGAAAAAGUCCCAUAGUAGCUAUGACCAUCUGAGGUCUGAAAGUGAUACUCCCAACGGAAUUUCCACCGAGAAAGUAGAUGUAUGUAAAAAUUCAAUAUAUAGCCCUGUAAAUGGGAAGAAGCCUAAUAAAAAUGGUUCAGAGCUUGAAGCAGUAUCUGCUGACAAUGUUCCUUUGGUUUGCAAAUCUGCCAGUGCUCACAAUCUGAGCGUGGAUAAGAAGCCUUUGCAUCCCAGCUUGUCUGUCUUGCAAAAAUCCUUAAGUGCAGUCGCCAACUCUAAGGAUAACAGCUUGGGACUAAGGGACAAAACACAAAGUGUAGAAGACACUGAUAAAUGCCAUAGAACAGACUCUGCGUACCAUGAGCAUCAACCCUCCGUAGCUACCUUUGACAAAGAGGAACGUCAGCAGCAUACAUCAAGUCCUAUCGAGGAGAUUCAGAAACUCCACAAAUCUGGAAUAAUGAAACAACAAGCAAUGAGCCCGCAUUUACCAGAAUCUGAAAAAUUUAUCACUGCUAUGGGAUACAAAGAUAAGUUUGACAUUGAAGAAGUGUGCCCAUGGGAGAUGUAUGAUCUUCCCCCCUCUGUGCCUUCUGAGAAUAAAGUUCAGAAACACGUUUCAAUUGCACCACUGGAAUCAGAAAAGAAUCACACAUCUCGCUCAAAAAGUAAAUCCCACAACCGUUCCAAAAGCGGUGAGCAUGGACAUCAGCAAUCGAAGCAAAAGGGGCACACAAAAACAGAGCCAAAUAUUAGGGGAACGCAAGAACAGCUCUCAAAGGAGGAACAGUUCAAGCAACUUCCUACUAAUGAUGCUAAUACAAUGGAUCAACAGGCAGCGACAAAACAAACAACGAAAUCACAUGAAAAAGAGGGCAAAAAAAAUAUUGCACUGGUUGAAGGUGUUUUAACCUCACCAGAACCCCACCAUAAUUCUAAUAAUAACUUGCCACAACCUUUAGUUUUGAGGGCUGAAGUUUGUCCCUGGGACUUUGAAAACCCCGAUGUUUUAAGUGUAGAAAAAAGCAAGACUUCGCCUACCACUACUGUUCUAAGCCCAACAUCACCAUCAAGAAACAUGGCAACCUCUCCUUUGAAAAAGAAGGUCCUUGGGAUGCCAAUAAAAGUUACAUCUGCAAAUAAAGACGCAGGAACUAAGACAAAAGAUUUGGAUCCUCUGGGAUCAAUGCUUAAGAUCGAUAAAUCGAAAAGUGCAGAAGUGUGUGCUUCUGCAGGGGACAUGACUCUGGGAGUGGAAACAAACAAAGUGAAGAGUUCUUCAAACGAGCAUGGUAUAGACAGAUGCAGGUUAGAAGAAAUAUGCCCUUGGGAGAGCCUCUCUCCUUCACAGUCGGAGCAAGACACACUAGCAUCAGAUGCUAAACACAACACAACAAUGCAAGGUUCAAAUAUGGUGGAAAUCUGUCCAUGGGACUUUGAAGAUGACAGCAAAGGGAAAGAAGGAUGAUUGACAUCCUUUUCACAGAAGACUCCUUCAUUAAACAGUAGUCGAACUGAAAGCGAGAACUAGUCUGUUCACUUGACAUAUUUAACCUUAAUAGCACUACUACUUUAAUGCAUCCCAAAAAUACAUUUUAUAAAAAUGACUGCUUAUCAUUUUCUUAUUAGCGUCUAUGUUUCUUGUACACCGUUGUGUCUCAUAGUAAAGCAUUCCAGAUUGUAUAAUAA